AUGAACGGCCGUUCCCGGAUGCUUCCAGUGCGCGUAUGCCGUGCUGAACCCAACAAACGACUCCUUGCCGUUCUUUGGCGUCUUGUAGAUGGCGUAAAUUUCCCAAACCUUGUCGGUAGAGUCGAUGUAGCUACCGGCCUCAAUGAACAGCAGAACAAAGAUCUGGAUCCGCAGGUGCAGUUUGAGCCCGUUAGCGUCUUCCAGAUUGAACUUGUACACGCUGAACGUGUCGGAAUCGACCGAGUAAGUGUGGAUCACCUUGCCUGGGAUUUCGAAAUUUUCCUGGUCAACCUUGUCGAGCCACAAAGCUUCGUCUUUCACCACUGUUUCGGUCGGCAGGACUCGCCCGACGCGGCACGACGGACCUCCUCGAUCGACGAGACGCUCGACGCACGACUGUACCGCGCCGACUCGACAGCCGUCUGCGGAUUAAGAACAAACCGCAUAAAUGGGGGCAGUUUGGCCAGCUCUGUGUCCACCAUCUGCAAAAACGAAGACUCUCCGUCAGUCUGCUCCAGCUGCAUGUUCUCACGGUACCUUUCCGCGUCUUCUUUUUGUUUAGCGGUGGAAAUCGAGAUCUCCGCGUCCACAACAAUCCGACGCAGCUUCAGCUUACCCGUGUCUGGCCUCACCCGUUUUGGCGGAGUCAGGUCCACCACGGGGAUUUCCUCUGGCGCCAUCUCCGGGACCAGCGACCGAUCUGCCUGGUCGUCCUCCCCGAGAUCGAAAUCAAGGUCCACGUCCAGCACGUCGCCAACAGCAUUCCCGUCCUGGUCAAACGAAAACUCCAGCUGCCCCAAACUCUGGCCCAUGAGCUCGUCUUCGGGCUGUGCAAACGAACCGCGACUCACUGCUGUGGUGGCCGUGUGCGCAGAGUCGCGCGAGAACACCGCGCUUGUCGCGUCCGACACAGACGAGUCCGCCAGCAGCGUCAUUUCCCGGUCAAACUGCCGGAUCUGGUGCUGGUGGCUCGACUCCAACGUGUCGUCGAUCUCGUCCAGAGUCAGCAAUCCCACGUCGAUGUUGAAGUUCGGGUCGUCUCUCAACACGUUCAGGUCUCUCUGUCUAGAAAGCAUCGGUCAAUUAAAAAGGAUACGUCUUUAUACAGGGCAACUUUGCGGGUCGGGAUCCUUCCCACGUAUGGGCAAGCACACCUCACACCAGCACCACGGCGAGGGAGCCGGCAACGGUGAGAACGAUGCUGACGAACGCCAUGAGCGUGAGAGUAGUCUUGUGGAAGGACGAGAGCUCGUGUCCGUACAGUUUGAGGUAGAACGCGAGCGGGAGAGUGAUGCAGACGGUGAAACAGAUGGCCGAGCCCAGCAGCGACAUGAUCUUGCCGAAAUUCGUGAUGAGCAGAGACGACACCAGCAGCACAAUGCUGAGCGCGACGCGUGCCACGAACGGGGGCAUGAACGAGUUCGCGGCAGAGAGAAUUGGGCGGCACACAAGCGGCAGUUUCGACAGCGGGAGAAUUCCCAUGAGAACCACAAUGGUGCUGGUGAUCCAGGCCGGGUACGUGUCGUUGAGCAGGAUGUUUUUGGUGACUUCGUCCUGGACGAGCUGGCCAAACAUCAGGAACCCAACGACCCCGGUGAUCAGGUCCAAAGAGUAACUGAACGAGAAAGCCACCGUCAUGCAUCGGUCAGGUCCAGGAACGACGUGGGCCAGAAGUUUGUUGGUGCAGGCGGGAACAACGAUCCUGGUUGCGACUUGGUGGCCAGUCCUGCUGUUAGCAGAAUAGCAAAUGUGGACGUUGUGCAGACGAUUCCGGCGAAACUGAGCACGGAGAGUAUUCGGAGCGGCAAAGCGUUCAACACCAGCAAAAUGAACGCCAAGACGAUUUUGAAGGUGGUUGCGGAAACGUCCUGGAAAAUUGCAUUAAAAGAGUCGGCAAACAAGAUCACCAUAGUGACGUUUGCUCCAUAA
Messenger RNA from Ogataea philodendri, 1929 nucleotides. RefSeq lists its product as uncharacterized. The transcript has 4 exons. Bases 1 to 1929 code for a protein of 642 amino acids. Lineage: Eukaryota; Fungi; Ascomycota; Pichiomycetes; Pichiales; Pichiaceae. The record is from RefSeq and is a predicted model, not a curated record.